Messenger RNA from Tachysurus fulvidraco (yellow catfish), 6490 nucleotides. RefSeq names its product vinculin a (gene vcla). Lineage: Eukaryota; Metazoa; Chordata; Actinopteri; Siluriformes; Bagridae. Gene Ontology annotation, cellular component: actin cytoskeleton. Bases 222 to 3617 code for a protein of 1131 amino acids. Gene Ontology annotation, biological process: cell adhesion. Gene Ontology annotation, molecular function: structural molecule activity; actin filament binding. The record is from RefSeq and is a predicted model, not a curated record. The transcript is spliced from 22 exons.
CUUUCAGUCCGUGUUUAGGCUUCAACUCGGCGGGGGGGAUUCAGAAGCCGUCAGUGUGUGGAGGAGUGACCCGGGGAUUUCAUGAUUACCGCAUGACGGGGAAAAGCCUGGGGACUGCACGGGUCGGAGGGUUGUCCUUGAAGCAUAUACCGGGUGGAUCGUGAGACGUUGAGUCGUGAACAGUUUUGCCAUUUAAAGUGGACAGUCUUUGCGAUUGCACGAUGCCGGUGUUUCACACGAAAACCAUUGAGAGCAUCCUGGAGCCUGUGGCUCAGCAGAUAUCUCACCUGGUCAUCAUGCAUGAGGAGGGAGAAGUUGAUGGCAAAGCGAUUCCUGAUCUCAGUGCUCCCGUGGCCGCUGUACAGGCAGCUGUUAGCAACCUUGUGCGGGUUGGGAAGGAAACUGUUCAGACAACAGAAGACCAGAUUAUGAAGAGAGACAUGCCUCCAGCCUUUAUUAAGGUGGAGAAUGCUUGUGCCAAGUUGGUAGAAGCAGCUCGGAUGCUAAGGACAGAUCCGUAUUCUGUCCCUGCUCGAGAUUACCUUAUCGAUGGCUCUCGUGGCAUCCUCUCAGGCACAUCAGACCUGCUACUCACCUUUGAUGAGGCAGAGGUGCGUAAGAUCAUCCGUGUCUGUAAGGGCAUCUUGGAGUACUUGACAGUAGCAGAAGUGGUGGAAAGCAUGGAGGACUUGGUCACAUACACUAAAAACCUGGGACCAGGGAUGACAAAGAUGGCAAAGAUGAUCGAUGAACGGCAGCAGGAGCUGACACAUCAGGAGCACCGCAUGAUGUUGGUCAACUCCAUGAACAUGGUGAAGGAGCUGCUGCCUGUGCUCAUAUCAGCUGUAAAAAUCUUUGUAACCACCAAGUGUGCCAAGAGCCAUGGCGUAGAGGAAGCCAUGAAGAACAGGAACUACACCUUUGAGAAGAUGAGUGCUGAGAUCAACGAGAUCAUCCGAGUUCUGCAGCUGACAUCCUGGGAUGAAGAUGCCUGGGCCAACAAAAAGGACACAGAAGCGAUGAAGAGGUCACUGGCACUGAUUGAGGCCAAGAUGAAUCAGGCUAAAGCCUGGCUCAGAGAUCCUAAUGGCCUACCAGGGGCAGCAGGUGAGCAUGCUCUGCGUCAGAUUUUGGACGAGGCCGGGAAGGUGGGAGAGCUGUGUGCUGGGAAGGAGAGGAGGGAGAUCCUAGGAACGACUAAGUCUUUGGGACAGAUGACUGAUCAGGUGUCGGAUGUGCGAGCCAGGGGUCAGGGGCCGACUCCCAUGGGCAUGCAGAAGGCUCAGCAGGUGGCACAGGGUUUGGACAUCCUAGUGGGGAGAGUGGAGAAUGCUGCUCGUAAACUGGAGGCUCUGAGCAAUGCUAAGCAGGCUAUUGCUAAGAGGAUAGAUGCUGCUCAGAGCUGGCUCGCUGAUCCUAAUGGAGGUCCUGAAGGAGAGGAAAAUAUCAGAGCUCUGUUAGCCGAAGCCAAGCGCAUCGCUGAUCUGUGUGAGGACCCCAAAGAGAGAGAUGACAUUCUGCGCUCUGUUAGCGAGAUUGCUGGACUCACCGCCAAACUCGCUGAACUUCGAAGACAGGGUAAAGGUAACACUCCUGAAGCCAGACUGCUGGCUAAACAGAUCGGCACCGCUCUACAGAACCUGCAGGCCAAGACCAACCGUGCCGUAGCCAACAUGCGGCCAGCCAAGGCUGCUGUGACCCUAGAGGGCAAGAUGGAGCAGGCUCAACGCUGGAUCAACAACCCCAACUUGGAUGAUCGCGGAGUGGGUCAGGCUGCUAUUCGUGGCUUGAUAGCAGAAGGCCGCAGGCUGGCUAACUCUCUGCCAGGGCCGUAUAGGCAGGAGCUACUGGCGAAGUGUGAGCGUGCAGAGCAGCUGAUGCUGCAGCUGUGUGACCUGGCUGCUCGGGGAGAGGGAGAAAGUCCUCAGGGUCGUGCCGUAGCUGCUCAACUCCUUGAUGCACUUAAAGAUUUGAAAGCAAAGAUGCAGGAAGCAAUGACUCAGGAAGUGUCUGAUGUAUUUAGUGACACUACGACUCCCAUCAAGCUUCUAGCUGUGGCAGCUACGGCUCCACCUGAGGCCCCCAAUCGGGACGAGAUCUUUGAUGAAAGAGCAUCGAACUUUGAGAAUCAUGCUAACAGACUGGGGGCCACUGCAGAGAAAGCUGCGGCUGUCGGUACAGCCAAUAAGUGCACGGUGGAAGGGAUACAGGCUACAGUGAAGUCUGCCAGGGAGUUAACACCUCAGGUUACAUCUGCUGCACGUAUUUUGCUGAAGAAUCCUGGCAACCAGGCAGCAUACGAACAUUUUGAGACCAUGAAAAACCAGUGGAUUGACAAUAUCGAAAAAAUGACUGGUUUGGUAGAUGAGGCAAUUGACACUAAAUCCCUCCUGGAUGCCUCAGAAGAAGCCAUCAAAAAAGACAUUGAUAAGUGUCGUGUGGCUAUGGCAAAUGUUCAGCCUCAGAUGCUGGUAGCUGGAGCCACUAGCAUUGCCAGGAGGGCUAACAGGAUACUCCUGGUGGCUAAGAGAGAAGUGGAGAACUCUGAAGAUCCUAAAUUCAGAGAGAUGGUAAAAGCAGCCUCAGACGAAUUGAGCAAAACAAUUUCACCCAUGGUAAUGGAUGCAAAGGCUGUAGCAGGAAACAUCCAGCAUCCAGGUCUACAAAAAAGCUUUCUGGAUUCGGCAUACAAGAUUCUGUCUGCUGUUGGGAAGGUCAGAGAAGCCUUCCAGCCGCAGGAGCCUGACUUCCCUCCUCCUCCUCCAGACCUGGAUCAGCUGCAUGUAAAUGACGAACAGGCUCCUCCUAAACCACCACUUCCAGAGGGAGAGGUUCCUCCCCCCAGACCUCCUCCUCCUGAGGAGAAGGAUGAGGAGUUUCCUGAGCAGAAAGCCGGGGAGAUGGUGAGCGAGCCAAUGAUGGUGGCUGCCAGACAACUACACGACGAAGCCCGCAAGUGGUCUAGUAAGCCCGAAGUGACAGACGAUCGUUUUGUGACCGCUGCGGCGGACGUAGAUAUAGAGGAUGAAGACGAGUUCACAGACAACGAGGACGAUUUCGAGCCUGAACUGCUUUUAAUGCCCUCCAAUCAGCCCGUUAACCAGCCCAUGCUGGCUGCUGCCCAGUCCUUGCACCAGGAAGCUCGCAAGUGGUCCAGUAAGGGUAAUGAUAUUAUUGCAGCAGCUAAGCGCAUGGCCUUGCUGAUGGCUGAAAUGUCACGUCUGGUACGUGGAGGCAGUGGCAACAAGCGCGCACUGAUCCAGUGUGCUAAAGACAUCGCCAAGGCCUCUGAUGAGGUCACACGACUUGCUAAAGAGGUGGCUAAGCAGUGCACUGACAAGCGCAUUCGCACCAACCUCCUGCAGGUGUGUGAGCGGAUCCCUACCAUCAGCACUCAGCUGAAGAUUUUGUCCACGGUGAAAGCCACCAUGUUGGGACGCACUAAUAUCAGCGAGGAAGAAUCAGAACAGGCUACUGAAAUGCUGGUACACAACGCACAGAACUUGAUGCAGUCGGUGAAGGAGACGGUGAGAGAAGCCGAAGCAGCCUCCAUUAAAAUCCGUACAGAUGCAGGAUUCACUCUCCGCUGGGUUAGAAAGACCCCCUGGUACCAGUAAAGCACCAGUCGCUUCCUUCCUGUUUUUAGUCUUUCCUUUUAGAACACCAAGACCUAGUGGCCUAAGAGGGUGAAUCUGAAAGGACACAUUGCGCUGAUGGACACUGAUCCUAAAUGUUAUGACUUCAUGCCUCACUCUUUGCUUUGUGAAGGAAUUAUUUUAUUAUUAUUUUGUGGUUCUUAAGGUUUGCUCGUGUCCCUUUAUUUCGCACUAUGUUUAAAAAGUAGGACUAUAUAGGAUGAAGAUUUUUUUUAAAUAUAUAUAUAUAUUUUUGGUAUGUUGGGUUUCCAGAAUUGACCCAAAUUUCAGGUAUAUAUACAGUAUAUUUUUUUGCAUGAAGAGUUUUUCUUUUCUUUUUUCUAUUUUGUAUUGAAAGACUAUGGGUCAACUUCGUGAAUGCUUCUUUCAUGGGGUCAUAAGGUUUUCAUAUUGAGAGUGUAUAUAUUUAUAUUUCUUAACGCUGUCUACACCUGAUUUAUUAAUUCUACAUUUCAGCCAAUUAAAAGCGUAACGCAAGAGAAUGUUCCGGCUUUACUCACUUGGGCUGAUUGUAUGAGGUACUAAUUCACCUUUUAAUGAAGCUUUGUUAUUUAGCAUCUAUUUUACAGAAACAAAUAUAUGGUUGAUGUUGCAACGAUUUUCUUUUUUUUUUUUUGCUAGUUGCCUCACAAUUUGAUGCCAAAGAUUCUGUUGGUUCUAGUUUUAGUUCUUAGCACUGUCUGAUAAAAUAAACAAAACAUUAAUGUAUUUGAGCUUUACUGAACUGAACUCUGGUAUGGAUUAUUCUGUUGGUAAAAUGUCACCAGACAGUACACUUUGUGUGUGUGUGACCACUGUAGAACAACGUUAAUCAUCCUGAAAUGACCUCAUUACAGUCAGAGUGGUUAAGAUGAAUCUCUGAAGCACAAUCAUGCAAUAGUUGAACUGUAAUUUUUGGUUAAUAUCAGAUAAACAUCAAAGCCUGUCUUAUUUUGCAGAACAAUAAGACUCUUGUCUUAUUGUUCUCAACCAUAUAACAUUAACAUUUUGAAAAGUAUAAAUGUAGAGCUAGUAAACAAUUGCAGCAUAACUCACAGUGCUUCUGUUUGAACAAAGGUUUUUGAGAAGCUGUUCUUCACUUCUUAAUGAUCUUGCACUAUUUUCCUGCAGGACGUAGAAAAAUGGAAAAGCCAACAGAAAUGAGUCAAAACUGUCAGAUGGUAACUCUCAUACGUUUGUGGUUCCAUGAUAUUUGGUGCAGCUUGCAAUUUUUUUUAAUUACUGCAUGUUUUCUGCAGAUUUGGGUCAAUACGCAUUGUGUGAUGUCAUCAUAACGUGUAUUUGGCCAAAGCCUCCUUAGAUUCACAUGUGGAAAACAUGAGUAAAACGAUGAUUAAAGUAAUUAAAUGUUUGUCUUUACUGGUAGGAGUUAAAAAGAAUCCUGUGCUUGUAAUUUCACCAUUUCAAGUAGUUCAGUAUUCCCAGUAGGAAACCAACACCACAAAACCUUCUGAAAUCCCGGAGUGACGGCAACAUGCAAAUGUAUUAACAUAGUCCCUAAAAUCAGAAAGAGAUGUAAUCUAUCGUACAGUGGAAACAAGAACAUUUGCUGAUUUUAUCAGAACAAAAGAUUCAUUUCCAGUAGCAAGAUAUUUCAGUAGAGACCUUUAAAUACAGUGAUGCCUCAGUUUAACAAUGCUAAGUGAAAUAAAUCAAACAAUUAGGUGCUUAUUUAUCCAAAGUUGUUUAUUUAGCCAAUACAGCUUGCUCUGAAGUGUUCUGUUUCUCUUAUACCACAGCAAUUUGUUGACAAUUUAAUUGUUUCAUUCAUUGAUAAAUGAAAUACUUUUCUAUGAUUAUAGUUACAUUAUAUGUUGUGGAACAUGUACAUGACAGGUUUGGUCCUGUCAUUACAUAAAACAGCUGGGAAUGAUAUUAUAGCCUGCCUUUUUUUCUUUUUCUUGGAGAAAAAAAACACGUCUGUGAACUUAAAAAGCACGCCGUCCAACGUCCUGAAGACUCUCCUAUUGUGGAAUCCCUCUGAAUGCUGCAGAAAACGUUCUGAAAGCAGCAAGUCCUUACAAAAAAGCUCCAAAAUAUCAACAAAAAUGUUUUUAAUCGGUUUAUUUUUGGCCUUAGAUUAUGUGGUGCAUCACCCGUAUGAGUUCCUUCUAAACGAGCUGUUGCUAUAGAAACACAUUUGAAGGAGGACAUUAAUAGAAACUUGAGCUUUGCCUUGCAGCUGGCAAUACUGUUAUAGAAAAGCAACCGGUGCUGAGUUAUUGUUAUUAUUGUUAAUAUAAUGGCUAUAAUGAUCUGAACUGGUGAACAUGAAGUCAUCAAGGUCAGAAUUUAAUGCUACAACUUGCUUACACAACUGAUGGACGUUGGCCUGAAAUGUCCUGCUUCCCUUUUUGUGUACGCUGAUUUUUUUCUCUACCUUUAUAUUUAUUACUAACACUAUUUGACAUGGGGGGAAAAAAGCCUUUCUCAUGGUUGCCAAGUUGAUACCAGACUUUUGUUCCUUGGCAACCCAAAAAUCUUCCCUACGCCCUUUUAAGAAAUAUUUGUGAUUCAUUUUAAUCUGUUUGGAAAAUGUGGGUAAUGAUUCUACAAGUCCCAGGUGGCUUGUUCACACCUAGUUAAACAUGCAGCAGAAGACGCACUGCCUAGAUAUUAUACUCAUUUGUAGAGGUUACGGAUAUGUUCAGAGCAAUGAUCAGUGCCUCAUUGUGAGUGUUUACAAGGCUGAAUUUUGUAUGUUUGUAACAGCAUGUUUCAAGUGAAGAAACAUAUGAUGCAUGAAUGUCUAGAUCGACACGACUGUUGGUGUGGUUUUAGUGUCCCAUAAAAUCUGCUGUGCCUCAGAUUAAUAAACUUAUUUCUUGACUUUU